UUCCACAAUACAGACUCGGCCCUGUUGAUUUGGCGCUCAUGGGGUGGGGGACGCUUCACGUGCAUGGAUUGCAGGAAGCCGCAGAUGUGCGUGUCGACCAGUCAACGGUCGUGAAUGCACUGAACAUAACCAAAAGACAAAAUGUCUAGCAUCACCCGUACUCUAUCAAACCUCAGGAAGAUCGGAUUGAAGGACUUCUGGCAUCAGCUGAACUAUAUCGGUGACACCAAGGCUGGUACUUUGGUGGGGAUUGACAGAUUCGGCAACAAGUACUUCGAGAACAUCGAGGAGCUUCCUUUGCGUGACCGCUGGGUGGAUUACGCUUCGCCAAACUUCGACGCCGCCCAGAUUGAGCCCGGAUGGCACGCCUGGAUGUCCCGCAUCGUCGACGUACCACCAACACAGGACAAGAUGAUGCAGACCGGUGUCCGUAAGUGGGAGAAAGACUUUUUGCCGAACGUUUCGAUGUCGACGGGAAGGUACAAGCCAUACGCAACAGUGAAGCGCAAGUACGAGGCUUGGGAGCCCAAGGUUGCUGAGCGCGUGUAAGAAGGAAGAUGUAGUAUACCUGAAUAAUCCACAUAUAUUUCGCAGUAAAUGCUUGCGUGUACCUUCGUAAAAACGGUCUCUUGACGUUACUGUGCAUGUC
This is a messenger RNA of Saitoella complicata NRRL Y-17804, 649 nucleotides long. RefSeq names its product putative NADH-ubiquinone oxidoreductase subunit B17.2. Gene Ontology annotation, cellular component: membrane. NCBI's taxonomy places the organism in Eukaryota, Fungi, Ascomycota, Saitoellomycetes, Saitoellales, Saitoellaceae. Gene Ontology annotation, biological process: mitochondrial respiratory chain complex I assembly; response to oxidative stress. Bases 142 to 549 code for a protein of 135 amino acids. The transcript has 5 exons. The record is from RefSeq and is a predicted model, not a curated record.